CUCGUGACCUCGUGAUCAAUGACAUGUACCCCUUAACUGAGACUUCCUAGUAUAUAUUUUGUUUCGCUUCAUAUUUCCUUACUUAACACUUCUUUAAACUUAUUAAUUUUAUUGCAAAACGACUUAUUCAAAGAUCAUCAAAAGUUUACGCAAAAUGACGUCGAGAUACAGAGUAGAAUAUGCGUUGAAGACGCACAGAAGAGAUCAAUUCAUAGAAUGGAUCAAAGGGCUAUUAGCCGUUCCCUUCGUCUUGUACUCCCAACCGACGGGAGUCUUUGAGACAAAUGGCUUCAACGUCACACAGAUGUCAGAAGAGGCGCACAGGCGUUAUGCCGAGAUCAUGAGGGACAUCGAAGUAAUGGUCGAUGAUCAAUUAACGCACCAAUUAGACUUCAGCAGAGUUCCGUCUAAGCUCAAACUCCUGGUUCCUACCAUAGGCAACUUCUUCACCCGGCUACCUCUCGAGGCCGCCUUCAAGUUCCAGGACCGCAAGCGGUACAUCUCAUCCCGGCGUUUUGUCUCGCCCUCCUUCAACGAUGUGCGUCUCAUUCUCAACACGGCCCAGCUCAUGGCCGUCACCACCCACGGAAGCUUGCGCCUCGCUACCUUCGAUGGAGAUGUGACACUGUAUGAUGACGGCCAGAGCUUGGAGCCCACGAGCCCGGUGAUCCCGCGCAUGCUCGACCUGAUGCGCAAAAACGUCAAGAUCGGCAUCGUCACAGCGGCCGGCUACACCACCGCGGACCAGUACUAUGCGCGGCUUCACGGACUCCUAGAUGCCAUCGCUAGCUCGACGAUCCUCACUCCCCAGCAACGUCAGAACAUCAUCAUCAUGGGCGGCGAGGCGAACUACCUCUUCGAGUUCAGCCCGACCUCGCCGCACCUACUCUCCCCCGUCCCUCGGGAGCGGUGGUUAACAGCAGAGAUGGCAUCAUGGUCGGACUCUGGGAUUGCGGCGCUCCUAGAUGUCGCCGAGGCCGCCCUGCGCGACUGCAUCAAAAACAUGCACCUACCCGCGACCCUAAUGCGCAAGGACCGCGCCGUCGGUAUUAUCCCCCGAGACCCCGCAGUCCGCAUUCCACGCGAGUCUCUAGAAGAGACCGUGCUAGUCGUCCAAAAGAUCCUCGAGCUCAGCGUCGGCGGGCGCGACUUCGAUAACAAAGUCGUGCCCUUCUGCGCCUUCAACGGCGGGCGCGACGUCUUCGUCGACAUUGGGGACAAGAGCUGGGGUGUGUCCGUAUGCCAGCAAUGGUUCGGGAACGGGAACGGGAGCACCAGCGACGGGGAAGGCGACAGGAUCAGGCCCGAGCAGACGCUACACGUCGGCGACCAGUUCCUGAGCGCCGGGAGCAACGACUUCAAAGCCCGCAGCGUGUCCACCACGGCGUGGAUCGCGAGUCCGGCCGAGACGGUCGAGUUGCUAGACGAGCUUGCGGAUUUCAUGGGGAAGAAACUGAGUUAGAUCGGGUUUAACUAUGUCGCUUCUACUACUUACGAUAAAACGAGCCAAGGAAAUUGUGAAGUUCAAAAAGGGGGGGUCGUGUCUGGGUCCGGAAGGCAUGUUUGGCGUUUGGGAUGAUGCUAUAUGAAUGAACUAAUGUUGGACACUUUGGAUGUGAGGUUACAAAAGUAUGAAGGUACCUAACUUACGCAAUUAUUAAUUACUGCAUAUCAUAGAUGGCCGGUUCUACCAUGGCACAUUUGGCAAUACACAAAAUUCCAGUC
Messenger RNA from Annulohypoxylon maeteangense, 1725 nucleotides. Its product is annotated as IMP-specific 5-nucleotidase. Gene Ontology annotation, biological process: inosine salvage; nucleotide metabolic process; nicotinamide riboside biosynthetic process. The transcript has 4 exons. NCBI's taxonomy places the organism in Eukaryota, Fungi, Ascomycota, Sordariomycetes, Xylariales, Hypoxylaceae. The record is from RefSeq and is a predicted model, not a curated record. Gene Ontology annotation, molecular function: magnesium ion binding. Bases 155 to 1462 code for a protein of 435 amino acids.